Gastrolobium bilobum is the source of this 1979-nucleotide messenger RNA. Its product is annotated as protein FAR1-RELATED SEQUENCE 5-like. Lineage: Eukaryota; Viridiplantae; Streptophyta; Magnoliopsida; Fabales; Fabaceae. The record is from RefSeq and is a predicted model, not a curated record. The coding region runs from base 155 to 1906 and encodes 583 amino acids. Gene Ontology annotation, molecular function: zinc ion binding. The transcript has 3 exons. Gene Ontology annotation, biological process: regulation of DNA-templated transcription.
UCUCUCUUACCGGUCAUACUCUCCACCGUCGCCGCCGCCUAUAGCCGCCGUCGCGCGGACGCCCCUCCACCGCCGCCGUCGCGCCGCCUCACUCCACCGCCGCCGUCGCGCCUCCCCCCUAAUCCACCGCCUUAAAAUAAGAUCACACAGAAAAAUGUCUAAUGCUGCAAGAUCGUUGGUUGAACACUUUAGUGAUGCAAGCUUGCCCACAGGAAAAGUGGCUACCAUCUUCAAAGGUGAUGAGUUAUCAUUUGACAGUCGAGAUUGUUAUAACCAUCUAAAAAGUGUGAGGAGAAGAAUAUAUAACGCAGGAGAUGCACAAGCUGUGUUAAACUAUUGUGCUAAACAACAAUCAUUGAAUCCAAAUUUCUUUUAUUCCAUUAAAUGUGACGAUGAAGAUCGCAUGGAAAGCUUUUUUUGGAUUGAUGCAAGGUCCAGGAAAGCUUAUGAGCUUUUUGGUGAUGUCAUCACAUUUGACACGACAUAUAAAACUAAUAAGUAUUCAAUGCCAUUUGGACCUUUUGUUGGUGUAAAUAAUCAUUUACAGUCAAUCUUGUUCGGAUGUGCUUUAUUGAAAGACGAAACAGAAGAUACUUUCAUUUGGCUAUUUAAGGAAUGGCUUCGAGGAAUGAAUGAGAAACAUCCAGGCGCCAUAAUUACUGAUCAGGACAUGUCAAUUACCAAUGCAGUAUCCAAAGUUUUCCCAAACAGCAAGCAUCGAUUUUGUAUGUGGCACAUCACAAAAAAGUUUCCAGAAAAAUUGUCUCAUGUCUAUCAGCAGCAUGCCACAUUUAAGAGCGAUCUCAAUAACUGUAUCCAUACAAAAAAGAGCACUCAAGAUUUUGAAGACAAAUGGCAACGUAUUCUUGAUAACUAUGGUCUUCAUGAGAAUGAGUGGUUGCAGUCACUUUAUUCAAUUAAAGCGUCUUGGAUACCAAUCUUUAACAGAUCCAUUUUCUUUGCUGGUAUGAACACCACUCAGCGUAGUGAAAGCAUCAAUUCAUUCUUUGAUGAUUUUGUUACAUCUGGCACAACCUUAAAGGAAUUUGUAGAAAAAUAUAAUCAAGCAGUAGAUGCUCGUUAUGAUUCAUUCAAAAAACAAGACUUUGAAUCUAGGCACAAAGAAAGGCGUUUAACAUUGAAUAUGCCAUUGGAAGAGCAUGCAGCUAAAGUUUACACGCGUGCAAUUUUCACAAAGUUUAGUGAUGUGCUUUCUCAUAAUUUUCGUCUCUCUAAGGAGAAAAUUGGAGGUGAUGGUGAGUGGGUUACCUAUCGAGUUUUUAAUAGGAAAGAGAAGGAUUAUUCUGCAACUGUGAAGAUGAAGUUGGAAAAUAAAGAAGCAAGAUGUUCUUGUCAGUAUUUUGAGUUCAUGGGAAUCCCAUGUGAGCAUAUUAUUUCUAUUUUUUUGGUUGAAAAUGUUGAGCAGAUCCCUGAACAUAUGAUUUUGCGACGCUGGAGCAAGGAAGGAAAUGAUAUAAUUAGUACAAAUAAAUACAUUUGUAAUUUUGAUGGUGAGGGACUCCUUCGCGGCUUUGAAAUACGCAUUAGAGUUUCAAAACUUAUUGAGCUUGCAGAUAGGUCCAAUGAAGCAGCUAGAUUCACUUGUAAUGGUCUUGAUUCUCUCACUGAAUCUUUAGAAAAAUUUCCAAGACAUGAUGAGAGUAUUGGUCUUGAGGAUUUUGAUUCACAUUACUUGAGUUCUCAAGCUGAAGAGUCAUCUAUGAUGAGAUUGAAUGAUCCUAACAUUUCACAAACGAAAGGUCGAAAAAGGGAGUCACACAAUAUCUCACAGGGACGUAGAAUUCAUAGUGGAAUUGAAGAAGCAUCAAAGAAUACUAAUAUUUGUGGAAAUUGCAAGAAACGAGGACAUAAUAAGCGUACAUGUAGAGAGAAAAAUUUACAUUGACUUUAGUUGUUUUUUAUUUUACUUUGAGUUACAUGACAUUUGUUACAUGAUUAUCAUUUAAUUUAUUAUUUCU